GAUGUCCAAAAUCAGAGCAUUUUUGAAGGGAGCAACCAAAAGAUCAGAAGUUGAGAAAUUGGUCAACCAAGAUUGGUAAAAGGCAGAAUAUGCAGGUGUUGGCAAAAAAGAUUUUGUAAUUAUCCAUAUUUAAAUAACUAGAUUGCUUUUACUUUUGAAUUCGAGGAAAAUUGUAUUGGAAAAUUUGCACUCCCCGUUCAGUACUAAGAAACAAACACCUACUCAUUUAAAUUUGAUAUUAAUCCAAGAACAGGAUUUGAUGAUUGGGCUCCUAUUGAAUAAAUUCCUUAAUCUGAUUAAGAAGUCAUGCAAUAUAAAAAUUGGGAUUACCCUCAAUUAGUCUAUCAUCCUCCACUCUUGUAAUAAGUAGUUUUCAGAGAUGGAGCCGAAGAAGAAAAGGCAGUCAAAGGGAAAAUGGGGCCUAUUUUGAAUAUUUUAUCCACUAACCAGAAACUUGAAGAAACUAUCAAAAUUGUGAUGCAAAAACCUCCAGAAUAUGAAGGAGUCUAGUUAUUAUUGCCUCACAAAACCCUUCAAUGCUAUUUGCCAUUGGAUACUUGUAAUCCCAUAGAAACUUCAUUUUUAUUAAACUAUAGAACCAUAUCUAAUAUAGGAUCAGACUUGGAUAUUGAUGCUUCCAGGAAUAAUUCCAUCUUAAAAUAAGAAAUCAGUAAUAGGUAGGCAGGAUAUAAUAAUUUAAACCUGCUUUACGAAUUAAAAUUGGACUAAUUUUAUUACCAAGAAAGGAAUAUGCAAUUAGCCUAUGAUUUUGGAUUUGAGGAUUAAAUUGAAUAAUAUUGUGCCUCUUUGAUGCAUGACAAAGAAAAGGAUGACUACAUCACAGAUGACAGUGAUGAAGAGAGACCACCUUAGCCUGUCGUUGUAGACCAUAAUGAAUGGCUUGCGAAGUUAGAAUAAGAUGAUAAAGCACUUUAACCAUUUAAAUAAGGUGAGAUCAUCGAUCAAUAAGAAUUACUAAAACAUAAAAUAGAUACAAAUUUAAUGUAUAUAAUUAUGUUAAUUUUAAAGGAUUGAGAAAAAUAAAUGGAUUUCUACUGUUCCAUCUAAGACAAACGAUUACAAUAAAUUUAUUAUCAAAAAUGAGAAUAAAAUUAUAAUUUUAUGA
Paramecium octaurelia is the source of this 1126-nucleotide messenger RNA. Lineage: Eukaryota; Ciliophora; Oligohymenophorea; Peniculida; Parameciidae. The record is from the annotation of a GenBank genome assembly.